CGGGGGACCGCCCCUUUGAUUGUGGAGUCUCGCUCCCAAACGAGAAAGUUGUUUUUAUUUCGAGAAAUCCAUAGAAAAGAGAGCCCCGCCGAUCUAAAGCCCAGCUGAACUGGAAGGGGUGUGCAGCUUCGAGUCCGAGAGCUACCGGAACCCAAAGACCCGGGUGGGCCCCCAAACCCUGCGCGCCCCGAUCCUCUACCUAGCCAGGAACUGCUCCCUGCGCGCAGACCAGACGAUGGGAACCCCAAAGCCUCGGAUCGUGCCCUGGCUGGUGUCGAAGCUGGACCGAGGGCACUUCGAGGGCGUGGCCUGGCUGGAUGGGAGCCGCACGCGCUUCCGCAUCCCUUGGAAGCAUGGUUUGCGGCAGGACACCCAGCAGGAAGAUUUCGGCAUCUUUCGGGCCUGGGCCGAGACCAGCGGUGCCUACAAGCCUGGGAAGGACAAGCCGGACCUACCCACCUGGAAAAGGAACUUCCGGGCUGCCCUGAACCGGAAGGAAGUGGUGCGUUUAGCUGAGGACCGGAGCAAAGAUCCCCAAGACCCGCACAAGGUCUUCGAGUUUGUGACCCCAGGGGGGGGUUGCCUGCCUGAGCGAGACAUCUCUCCACACACCUCUGACAUCCAGGACGAGAUUCUGGGGGAGUUUCUGAACAACAUGUACUUGGCCCCGUCUCCCCACCCAGCUGAAGCCCCAGAACACCUCCCUCUGCACGUGCUGAGCCCUGGCGUGGACACUGCAGCACCCAGCCCAAGCCUGGAGCCCUCUGUAAACCCACUGAGGCCGCUGCUGGGGCCUGAGGGAGAGUGGGAGUUCGAGGUCAGCGCCUUCUACCGGGGCCGCCAGGUCUUCCAGCAGACUGUUCUCAGCCAGAAGGGCCUGCGGCUGGUGGGGGCAGCUGCAGAGGACCAGCUCCCUGGGCAGCUGGUUGUGCUGCCAGACCCCAAGGCGUUCCUCACGGACAGGGGCGUCAUCAGCCUGGUGCAGCGCGUGCUCAGCUACCUGGGCGGGGGCCUGGCUCUGUGGAGGGCUGGUCAGCAGCUCUGCGCCCAGCGGCUGGGGCACUGCCGCACGUACUGGGCCGUGGGCGAGGAGCUCCUGCCGGACGGCGGCCAUGGACACAACGGCGAGGUCCCGAAAGACAAGGAGGGGAGCGUGCUGGACCUGCGGCCCUUCGUGGCAGAUCUGAUCGCCUUCAUUGAAGGAAGUGGACACUCGCCACGCUACACCCUCUGGUUCUGCGUGGGGGAGUCGUGGCCUCAGGAUCAGCCUUGGACCAAGAGACUCGUGAUGGUCAAGGUGGUGCCCAUGUGCCUCAAGAUCCUGCUAGACAUGGCACGAUCGGGGGGAGCCUCCUCCCUCGAAAACACCGUGGACCUGCACAUCUCCAACGGCCAGCCCCUGUCCCUCUCCUCGGACCAGUACAAGGCCUGCCUCCAGGACCUGCUCGAGGACAUGGAGUUCUAGUCUCCGGGCGCAGCCUGGGCCCACCGGCUAAUAAAGUGCCUCCCGCCGGGCC
Condylura cristata (star-nosed mole) is the source of this 1517-nucleotide messenger RNA. RefSeq names its product interferon regulatory factor 3 (gene IRF3). Bases 236 to 1465 code for a protein of 409 amino acids. The transcript is spliced from 8 exons. Gene Ontology annotation, cellular component: nucleus. Gene Ontology annotation, molecular function: RNA polymerase II cis-regulatory region sequence-specific DNA binding; protein binding; DNA-binding transcription factor activity, RNA polymerase II-specific. The record is from RefSeq and is a predicted model, not a curated record. Gene Ontology annotation, biological process: immune system process; regulation of transcription by RNA polymerase II. NCBI's taxonomy places the organism in Eukaryota, Metazoa, Chordata, Mammalia, Eulipotyphla, Talpidae.